Notothenia coriiceps (black rockcod) is the source of this 1069-nucleotide messenger RNA. RefSeq names its product alpha-2-macroglobulin-like. NCBI's taxonomy places the organism in Eukaryota, Metazoa, Chordata, Actinopteri, Perciformes, Nototheniidae. The annotation marks the transcript as partial. The transcript is spliced from 9 exons. The record is from RefSeq and is a predicted model, not a curated record.
CAGAGUCAUCUCACUGGAUACCAAGAUGAGACCUGCCAAUCAGAUGUAUAAUAUCAUCGGAAUUGAGGACGCUAACAGGAACAGGAUUGGACAGUGGCUGAAUGAAACAUCCGAUAGUAUAUUGCAGCUUUCUUUUGCCUUGAACUCCGAGGCUCGUGAAGGAUCCUACAAAGUUAGUGUGUCGACCGGGUCUAAUAAAGUAUAUCACAGCUUCAAAGUGGAGAAAUAUGUUUUGCCUAAAUUUGAUGUUAAAAUAACUGCAUCUGACAAAGUAAGUAUUGAUCGGGAAGAAAUCAAAGCUGAAGUUUGUGCAACGUAUACAUAUGGACAGCCGGUGCCAGGCAGUGUUAACGUAGAGAUGUGCAGGCCUUUUAAACAAUUUGUUAUAUUCACCCUUGACAAUCCAGAGGGAAUAUAUGCUCCAUGCUACAAGGAGACAAAGCAGACGGACAAGAAAGGCUGUGCCACUUUUAUCUUCCCAAUGUCAACCUUCACAAAAGUUGCCCAAAAGUUUCUGCUAGAUAAGUUGAAACUCACUGCUCAGAUGGAAGAGGAGGGCACGGGUAUUUCACACCAACAAGAGAAGCGUAUGGAUAUUUCAUAUGUUGUUGGAAAGCUGUCCUUCACUGACACACCCAAGAUUUAUGACCAAGGAUCAGUUGUGGAGGGAAAAGUUAAAGCAGUUUAUUACAACAAUACACCAAUUGCUGACAUGCCGGUCUACCUGUUUAUGGUUGAAAGGUGGUCAGCACGUUUGAUACAGAAUCUCACUACUGACAGCAAUGGUGUUGCCCCUUUCUCAUUCAGCACAGUUAACGUAAAUGGGAACAUCCGUAUCCAGCUAAGCUUGACACCAGCAUUGGUCCACCACCAUCAUAGAACGCCAUACUAUGAGGCUGGACAUCACACAGUUUCAUUGGCCCAAGUCUCUUCUCCUGAUACUAAAACAGUCAGCUUCCUGGAAGUGAAGAAGAAGGAUAAACCACUUCCCUGUGAAAAAGAAGAAGAAAUCUUUAUUCAAUACACAGUAGUUGGAGAGGCCCAGGGCUCAGUGGAUAUGAUGUAUCUC